AUGUCUUCAAAAAAGUUCAUAACUCUCAAGACUAGUGAUGGCGAGGAAUUCAAAUUCGAUGAGACUAUAGUUGUGAGGUCAGAAAUCAUCAAGAAUAUAGUACAAGACCAGGAUUGUGCUUCUAAUGUCAUCCCCUUGUCUAAUGUUGAUGAAAAACUAAUGAUGAAAGUGAUUGAGUAUUGGAAGAAACACUCGGACAAAGGCGUUUCGAAAAAUCAAUUAAAGAAUUUUGACAAGAAUUUCUUGAAGGUUCACCCAUCUGUAUUAAUUGAUGUUCUUUUAGCUGCUAAAAAUCUUGAUGAUAAGGAAUUGAGGGAUGUGAUGGGCCAAGAAGUUGCUGAUAGGAUCACAGGGAAAACACCAAAGGAAAUACGUGAAGAAUUUGGUAUCGUGAAUGAUUAUACUCCAGAGGAAGAGGGGGAGGUCCGUAGAGAGAAUGCUUGGGCUUUUGAAUGA
Solanum stenotomum is the source of this 456-nucleotide messenger RNA. Its product is annotated as SKP1-like protein 1. The record is from RefSeq and is a predicted model, not a curated record. The coding region runs from base 1 to 456 and encodes 151 amino acids. The transcript has a single exon. Gene Ontology annotation, cellular component: cytoplasm; nucleus. Gene Ontology annotation, molecular function: cullin family protein binding. NCBI's taxonomy places the organism in Eukaryota, Viridiplantae, Streptophyta, Magnoliopsida, Solanales, Solanaceae. Gene Ontology annotation, biological process: SCF-dependent proteasomal ubiquitin-dependent protein catabolic process.